AGCGAACGUGACCGCAAAAAAAAAAAAAGGAACAGUAAGAGGUGCACCGACGUUAGGCCGACAGAUCUGGAACGCAUUGCUUACACCGAUCGGAGUAUAGUUGCAGAUCGAAAUUAGAGCAAAACAUCAAAUGAUCGCAUUUCCGGUGAAGCCCCUCUUCGUCUUUAUCUUGACUUUCUCUCUCCUCCUCGUCGUUAUUCUUCUCUCUCCGCCGCCACAGUUCCCGCCGACUCAUGCUCCUUCGGAUUCGUCGGUAAGCAGCAAUAUAUGGAGUGUCAAGAGGAUAGCGGAAUGGCGGCCUUGCAAAUGGUGGUUAGAAGGGCAUUUGACACCUCUACCAGCUGAAAGCAACGGAUACAUCCGUAUAGAUUGCUAUGGUGGCCUCAAUCAGAUGAGACGAGACUUUUGUGAUGGCGUUGGAAUUGCCCGUUUGUUAAAUGCCACUCUUGUUUUGCCAAAGUUUGAGGUAGCUGCUUAUUGGAAUGAGUCAAGUGGAUUUGGAGAUGUAUUUGAUGUUGACUACUUCAUUAAAAAGAUGAGAGGCUUCAUCAAAGUGGUCAAGGAACUACCACCAGAAAUUGCUUCAAAGGAACCAUUUAGAGUAGAUUGCAGCAAAAGGAAAGGUCAAUUUGAUUACAUCGAAAGUGUUCUUCCAUCGUUGUUGGAACAUCGCAUCAUUUCCAUCACACCCGCAAUGAGCCAACGGAGAGACAGAUAUCCCCAGUAUGCAAAAGCCACUUUCUGCCAAGCUUGUUACUCUGCUCUACGCCUCGCUACUUCCGUAGAGAAGAAGGCCAUUGAGCUUUUAGAUGCUAUUCCCAAGCCUUUUCUAUCUCUUCACCUUAGAUUUGAACCCGACAUGGUAGCAUACAGCCAGUGUGAAUACACAAACCUGUCCGCUGCAUCAACAGCUGCCAUUGAAGCUGCUCGAGGAGAUAGAAGGCCGUGGACAGGAGAAUUAGCUCAGACUUGGAGAAAGCGAGGAAAAUGCCCUCUUACUCCAAAUGAAACAGCUUUCAUGUUUCAAGUGCUAAACAUCCCAACAAGCACAAACAUAUAUCUAGCAGCUGGGGAUGGUCUAAUGGAGAUGGAAGGUUUCACCUCCAUUUACACAAAUGUCUUCACCAAGUCUGCUUUGCUUGACCGUGAAGAUUUCACCCGAAUGCAUGGCAACACAAAAGCUGCUUUGGAUUAUUAUGUCUCCAUCAACAGUGAUGCAUAUAUAGCUACUUAUUUUGGGAACAUGGAUAAAAUGGUUGCUGCAAUGAGGGCAUAUAAAGGCAUGUAUAAAACCCUGUUCUUGAGCCGAAGAGCUUUUGCAGAACUGACUUACCAGGGACUUGAAGGGAAGGAGUUGAAAAAAUCUCUCUGGGAAGUCCACAAAGAGGAUUUCGCAAACGGAAGAGGAUUUGCCUUGCCAGAGUGUUUCUGUGAAUUCGCAUUGUAAUACUGAUUCUCUUCAUGCUUUUAUUCUUAGGCACAACACCAAUGUUGUUGAGAAAAAAAGUUUAUUCAUUUAGUGUGUAUGCACUGAGAGGUACAACAAAUGAAAAGCAUUUGGAAUUUUGGAUGCAAA
Tarenaya hassleriana is the source of this 1576-nucleotide messenger RNA. RefSeq lists its product as uncharacterized. The transcript has 6 exons. Gene Ontology annotation, cellular component: cytoplasm. Bases 131 to 1447 code for a protein of 438 amino acids. The record is from RefSeq and is a predicted model, not a curated record. Lineage: Eukaryota; Viridiplantae; Streptophyta; Magnoliopsida; Brassicales; Cleomaceae.